This is a messenger RNA of Perkinsus marinus ATCC 50983, 1173 nucleotides long. Its product is annotated as Gastricsin precursor, putative. The transcript has 5 exons. Lineage: Eukaryota; Perkinsozoa; Perkinsida; Perkinsidae. Gene Ontology annotation, biological process: proteolysis. Gene Ontology annotation, molecular function: aspartic-type endopeptidase activity. Bases 1 to 1173 code for a protein of 390 amino acids. The record is from RefSeq and is a predicted model, not a curated record.
AUGCCUGGUGAAGUUGGUAUCCACUACAGCGAUAAAUGGAGCACCGUGAAAGGGACACGACCAGUUCUCGCCCCGUCCGAUGCAGCUGGGCUUAUAACCUUCACCAAGAAUAGCCGUAUCGACAUGAUAGCCCAGUCGCUGUUGGUUGGGAUGACUCGGUCGCAGCUUGACGUGCCAGCUGAUGCGACUGCUAAUGAUGAGAUUCGAAUAAUCAGCGUAUCUCCGGUGACACUGUUCACCAUCGAAGGGCGUAUCAGCAUCAACAAUCCCUGGGCCAGUAUUAUAGCUGACUCCGCCGACUUUGUCGACAUCAACUACAUCGCCGAUCACGGUUUGAGAUGGAAGCGAGCACCUUCAGCGAGAGAGGUGACGAAAGAGGCUGAUGUGUAUUUUCUAGUUGGAAAAGUAACACUCGGUAGCCAAAAUGUCUAUGGUCUUAUUGACACCGGCGCCCCCGAGACGUUCUUCCUCUGGAAGCAUUGGUAUGAGAAGGGUCAUCCAGGGAGGUGCAAGGACAUCAUAUUCGGUUGUUAUGAAUGCAGCCCUGAGCCUUGCAGGGAGGGAAAACUUUAUAUACUACAUUUCGGAGAUGGAUCCAUAGUAAGGAUCUUCAAGGAAUCUGCAACGGCCCAUUUCGGCUCAGCUGUCAGUGCCACUAUUUCAUUCGGUCUGGUUGCUGAAUACAAGUGCGCUCCCGAUGUGCCAGUCCCUCAUGCCAGUUUCGGAUUGGCACCACAAGAUGAUCCAAAAUCAUCAUAUGUUCCGAUAAUAGAACAACUUCUCUCACAGAAGCUUAUCGAGAGUAGUAUCUUCUCGAUCUACCUCAGGCAUGAUGGGACUAAUGGAAGAGGGGAGCUCCUUCUCGGUGGAUCGGAUCCUAGUAUGUAUAAGAGUCCGUUGGUCUAUGUAGCGGUUACUACUGAAGACAAGUUUGUCCGAGUUACUGGCUUCUCCCUUGGAGGUAGCGCGUAUCCUGUAAUGGCUGUGAAUGAUGAUGGUAUCCUUGAUACUGGAGCAGAGUGCAUAUUCAUACCUAUGCACAGGUAUACUCUUCCUACCCUCAUCAAAGAUCUUGAGGCUCGAUCAAGCAGUAAGACUGAACAGCUCAGCACAGUGAAGACAACCGCCAACGCUGGAGAACCUCGCUUCGAUCAUCGAGCGUUCGAAGCCUGA